AUGCAUUUCCAGAUGGUUUCAAUACUAUCAUUUCUCAAAGCACUCAUACCUACCCCUAGCAUCUUCAUUUACAAAUCAACAGUCAAUAUGAAGCUCACUAGCAUCAUUUCAGCUUGUACCGUCCUGUCAGCGGUGUCUUCUCCCACGCUGGCAUGGAGAGUCACCGAUUAUAACUCGAAUACCCUCCAAGAAGGUGGCAAACCUGAGCACGGCAAAUGGUUCAACAAGAUCAAAGGUCCAAUCUUCGAAAUAGACGACUGUACCCAGGGAAACUUCUUCAGAGGAAAGGAUUGCACCGGCUAUUUCACUGCUGUAUACAGCGGGAAGGCCUAUUUCAGGAUUCCUUCUGACAGUGUUAGCUUCCGGGUUUACUGCUCCGCAUAA
Trichophyton rubrum CBS 118892 is the source of this 384-nucleotide messenger RNA. RefSeq lists its product as uncharacterized. Bases 1 to 384 code for a protein of 127 amino acids. NCBI's taxonomy places the organism in Eukaryota, Fungi, Ascomycota, Eurotiomycetes, Onygenales, Arthrodermataceae. The transcript has 2 exons. The record is from RefSeq and is a predicted model, not a curated record.